This is a messenger RNA of Rasamsonia emersonii CBS 393.64, 2283 nucleotides long. RefSeq lists its product as uncharacterized. Bases 1 to 2283 code for a protein of 760 amino acids. Gene Ontology annotation, biological process: regulation of transcription by RNA polymerase II. Gene Ontology annotation, molecular function: transcription coregulator activity. Gene Ontology annotation, cellular component: mediator complex. The record is from RefSeq and is a predicted model, not a curated record. The transcript has 2 exons. NCBI's taxonomy places the organism in Eukaryota, Fungi, Ascomycota, Eurotiomycetes, Eurotiales, Trichocomaceae.
AUGGCCACUCCAUCCUCCAAGCCCAACCCUGGGGCGACUCCCACGCACCUGACUUCGUCACCUCGCCCUUCUGCAGUGCCGAUGGGCCGGCCUCUGUCACAUAAGUCGCCAUCAAUCAGGACCCCAUCUGCUUCUGGGCAUGCGCACGGUCAGCAGCAAAGCACCUCUUCCCAUCAAUAUGCUACUCCGCUCGCUGCAAACACCUCUCUAGACGACCCAGUCACGUUUAGUUCACCUUCAGCGCUUCUAGCUCUCGGUAGUUUUGCAGGAAUCAGCCCGUCUCCUGCCAACCAGGAUGGUAUUGUGGGCCCUGGGAUGAAUGAAGGUGACAUCCACGCUUUAGGGAUGCAGGCUCUUGGGCUGGGAGGUCCACGCGACCACAACGAAGAGAGGAGGAAGAACAUCGAGGAAGUGGUUCAGCUUCUUCGUACGCGAGUUGCAGGCAGAGGCGUGAGCAGGGAAGCCGUCGAGCGGCUGGGUCAAUUAGAAGGCUUCGAAUCGAUAUGGCAAGAGGACAGUCUCAGCAUCGCCGGCAAUUCUGUCGACCUCGAAAUAGAAUUCUACCCAGGUGAAGACAAUGUGAAGGACGUGAGCCUCAAAUACGCCACACCGGAGGCGCAGGAGGGUGAACGACGGGAAGAGGCUACCGCUGUCUUAAAACAAGACUUAAUUCUAUCGCCGGAGGAACGGGAACGUGGAGUCUGGAAAUCGUUAAGCGGCUUCCAUGCAAACCUUGAAAGGCUGGCGAGGCUUGAUAAACUCAGUCAAGAAGUCAACUGCUUUGAAGCCGUGGAGGGUCUCUAUGAAAGCCUUCGAAGGAUAUGGGAAGAAGAAAGCAGGCGUGGGAUAUAUCGAGGAACUUAUGAGCAUCUGUGCAGGGGAUGGACUGGGCGGCCUACUAUGCACAAAGACGGACGGGUUGGCAUGGGUUUAGAAUACUGGGUGGAGCAACAUCGGCUCCUGGAUGCGAAGCAACAGAAGAAGCCCUCAGAUGCUGGCCACCAAGACCGUCAAGAUGUCUUAGAAGACAACCAAGAAGAUCAACUAAAGGUGCGAAGCGUUACAAUUGAGUGCGAAACAGGGUUUCCGUCCCUUCGCGUGUCAAAGGAUUGGGUUGGAGCCGAAGUAUUGACAGAGUCCACUGAGUCGGACAUUGCGCUUGUUAACUGGGCCGAUCCCCCGCCGACCUUGGUUUCAUCUGUCAAUGGUAACCAGGCCGACCCUAUGGCAGUGGAUUCUGGUAUGGUAGGAUCCGGGACACCUAACCGUCGUUUCGUUGCCAAGUUGGAGCCGCCUGUCGAUGUUCCGAUCUUAGCAGCAUCGGAUAUCUAUCGACAUUUGGGACUGCAGUUGCCUCAGGAAUUCAAGACGGUGACUUACGAUGGGUUGCUGGUGCCUAAUGCCGCAGAAGAGGGCUCUGCCGAGUCUGCAGGUUCUCCGCAAGUUGGUGGGAGAAGACGCAGGAAAUCGGUCUUAGUCUUCGAUUCGGAAGGGCGACCGGUUCGUAAACAUCAUAGCUAUACGUUUCAGGCGUUUGAGGCGGUGGCUGGCCGCACGCUGCGCGAUCUCCCAUUCUCACACCCACGGCAACUCGCCGACAUUUUCCCGAUUCUUCGUCAAUAUGGACUGCUCGCAACCCUCAUCCAAAAGAUCUUCCCUCCUCCCAGCAGUCACAGUGAUGAUGCUGCUAAGCAGACGUCAAAACACAGGUCGAGAACGCCCAAGGAAGUGAACUCGUCCGCUUCUGGGUCCUCACGUUCCAAGGAUGAUCAUAUCACUGUGCUCAGCAACGACGAUCCCAAUGAAGAUCUUCUCAACUUUCUACUUAAUGCACCUGCCGACCGCGAUGCGUCGGAGAUUUUUUCGGACGAGACACUACGAAGUGCAGGCACACUUGGCAGAAGCUCACGCUUCGGAUCUCCACUCAGUAACGAUGUUAGGGUGGAUAUUACUCUACGAACGCAGAUCGGACAAGCACCACUCAUAAUGCUGCUGUUCACGGCCAUUGAUGACACCGAGGCUCGUCCCUCGGAAGCAUCGUCGAGUGGCUUGAAUGUCAAGAAAAUCGCGAUCAACUUGGAGAUCGGGCUGAAUGGCCGUGUCACCGUCGCCCAGCUUACCGGGCUGGAUGGAGAGUCUGCGGGCAGUGAAGAUAGUCAAGAUGACAGAACUGAGGCGCGAGAAAUGCAAAACAAGCUGAGUCGAGUUCUUGAGACGUCUGAAGAUCUUGGAGUGCUCGUGGAAUGGGUGCUGGGGCAGUUACAAAAGAAGCAUCGCACGUGA